This is a messenger RNA of Nannizzia gypsea CBS 118893, 1023 nucleotides long. RefSeq lists its product as hypothetical. The transcript is spliced from 3 exons. Lineage: Eukaryota; Fungi; Ascomycota; Eurotiomycetes; Onygenales; Arthrodermataceae. The coding region runs from base 1 to 1023 and encodes 340 amino acids. The record is from RefSeq and is a predicted model, not a curated record.
AUGCCGUCCAACGAUCUUCCAGCAAACAUCCUUCUGUCACGUUCUCAGCCUCUAAGCCCAUGGCUUCAAGAGAUCAUCCGAACAAAGCUUAGCGAGCUAAACUUGUCCGAUACUAACGACAAUGAGCCCAAAGAUGCCGCUGUUUCUGAUGUAGGGCUUAGAUCACGCCCUUUAUCGACGCCCGGAGAUAGCGGCUCUUGGGAAAUCUUACAACAGCCUUCCGGUUCCACGCCUGCGCCUUCAAACCAGGCAGAUGAAAAGUCCGUGCACGCUUCAAGCUGCAGAUUAGUCGAGAUUGGGGAGUUUCUUGUUGAUUUGACGACUUUAACAUCGAAGAUAGCCUCUGCCUUGGUUGAGGCAGAAGAUAUAAAAACUUAUAUCGAGGCUCACAUCCAACAAUUAAAUAAGAUGCAUCAUCUUUCCGAUAUGGAUAUGGUUACAUAUAUGAGUGAGAAGGAACGUGAUCUCAAUCUACUUGCAACCAAACUUGAGGAAAUGGCGAAUGAGACUUCUAUGGUUUGGAAGCGAAGCCCCAACCCGCCCUAUCCCAUGGGUGAUCUACCACAGGCAACAUCAACUGUGUUGGUUUCGCGCAGAACAAACAACAACUCCGCAAGUGUUAGUCAGAUUAAGCCGAACAGUGCAAUGGGCCCGGACUUCGCCUCAGAAUCGCCUGCGGCUUCCUGGAGUUCGAGCACGAAUAAUGCAGCUGAAGAAACAGGCUUUCCUAUGUCAAUGGAAGCAUUCCAAAGCAUCUACCCUAACCUUAACAGGCGCGGGGUGGGUAACUGGGUAUGCCCGUAUGGCGAAAAAUGUACCAAGGGCGGAGUCCGCGAUGGGGAGGUAGUGAUAUUUGGGCGGAAUUCUUCCUUUAAGGCACACUUGCAAAAGCAUGAGAAAGCGUUCAAGUGCACUAUACCUGGGUGUAAAAAUACCGCUGGUUUUGCCAGGAUUGACCAAUUGAGGAGACAUAAGAUUGAGGUUCAUCAUUUAAAGCCCGAAGAGGUUGACCAUGGAAAAUGA